This is a messenger RNA of Zea mays, 953 nucleotides long. Its product is annotated as putative WRKY transcription factor 50. Gene Ontology annotation, biological process: regulation of DNA-templated transcription. The record is from RefSeq and is marked provisional. Gene Ontology annotation, molecular function: sequence-specific DNA binding; DNA-binding transcription factor activity. The coding region runs from base 111 to 728 and encodes 205 amino acids. NCBI's taxonomy places the organism in Eukaryota, Viridiplantae, Streptophyta, Magnoliopsida, Poales, Poaceae. The transcript is spliced from 3 exons.
CGCAUUGACUGAUACACAUAUAUACAACAAGCAAGGCGGCUAGCUACAGCGGCUAGUGCGCGCGUGGUGCAGGCGCAUCUAGCUACUACCUGGUGCUUGUUGUGCAUACAAUGGCGACUUCGCUGGGACUGAACCCUGAAGAUCUCUUCACUUCGUACUCGUCUUCCUACUACUCCUCGCCGCCGUUCAUGUCCGACUACGCGGCGAGCUUCACGCCGGCGGCCGGGGACUCCACGGCCUUCUCCUCGGAGCUCGACGACCUUCACCACUUCGACUACUCACCGGCGCCGAUCGUCACUGCUGCCGGAGCCGGGGCUGGGGGCGGCGAUCGCAACGAGAAGAUGAUGUGGUGUGAGGGUGGUGGUGACGAGAGAAGACUCAGAAGCAACGGAAGGAUCGGGUUCAGAACGAGGUCAGAGGUGGAGAUCUUGGACGACGGAUUCAAGUGGAGGAAGUACGGGAAGAAGGCCGUCAAGAACAGCCCAAAUCCAAGGAACUACUACCGCUGCUCGUCGGAGGGCUGCGGCGUGAAGAAGCGGGUGGAGAGGGACCGCGACGACCCCCGCUACGUCAUCACCACCUACGACGGCGUCCACAACCACGCCAGCCCCGGAGCCGCUGCUAUCAUCGUCCCGUACGGCAGCGGCGGCGGCAAUAGCGGCUUCUACAGCCCGCCGCACAGCGGCUCCCCGUCGGCCACCUCCUACUCGGGCUCCCUAGCCUUCUGACUUUUCCGGGCCUUGACCCAUAGUUACCUUUACACUCCAGUCGUCGGAUAAGAAGAAUGUUCAGCGGCUGGCUAAACAGUCUCAACUGCUGCAGCUAUUCAAAUUAGUGUUGGAGAUGCAAUUUAUAGAGAUAAAAUACUCUAGAAGCUAUCGCUGUAGCCGGAUUAAAUUCUGACCUACUUGUAUAGUUUUACACUUACACAGUGCAAGUAAUAAUAUUUAAGG